CCCCCCCACACCCACACACACAAACGAAACCCAUUUUCACAAUCGCAGAAAGGAUGAAUCUUGAACAACUUUCAACACAAAUCUUUAUUCUUACACUUUUUACUUCCUCAUUUUUAGUCAAAUUUUGUGUUACAUAUUCUCAAGAAACAACACCAACAAUAUAUGAAAUACUAAAGUCAAAUGGAUUGCCUAUGGGCUUGUUUCCAAAAGGUGUGACAAAUUUCAGUGUUGAUGAUUCAGGCAGGUUUGAAGUUUUCUUGGAUCAUGCUUGUAAUGCCAAAUUUGAAGAUGAAAUACACUAUGAUAGAAAUGUUUCUGGGAAUUUGACUUUUGGUCAAAUUGGUCAACUCUCUGGUAUUUCUGCUAAAGAUUUGUUUUUGUGGUUUGCUGUUAAAGAAAUUUGGGUUGAUGUACCAAGUUCUGGUUUGAUUUAUUUUGAUGUUGGUGUUGUUUCAAAACAAUUUUCUUUAUCAUCUUUUGAAACCCCAAGAGAUUGUUUGGCUUCCCCUGUAUCUAAGAUCGUAUCAAGGAAACUUAAGCGCGAUGAAUCCUAUCAUCAAGAACCAGGGAAGGCAGUUUUGUAAGUUUAAAGGGUAUGUAAAGAGGAUUCAAAUUGGUACACUUGCUCAAAUCAAGUUAUGGGCAUUUCCAUUUCUUGUGUAUAUCUCAAAGAUCAAAACUUUAUAGGUUAGACAGUUCUAUGCUUCAUUGCGGGUGUGCAUGCUUUACAUUUUUCUUUGUGUAGUAUAUGCAAAUAUGUUUAAAAUGAUUGAGAUUGAGAAGAAGAUGAUACACAAAACACAAUGUAGAAGCAACUGAAAUCAAGAGAACUGUAAGUUAUCGUAUAGGAUUAUUUUUUAUUUUUGCAUUCAUUGUGAAUCUGGACAAAAACCAUUUCAAGUUUUGGUAUCUAUAGUCUUUAAGUUUUGGUUGA
Molecule: messenger RNA, 934 nt
Organism: Erigeron canadensis
Lineage: Eukaryota; Viridiplantae; Streptophyta; Magnoliopsida; Asterales; Asteraceae
Exons: 2
Coding region: 54-584 (176 amino acids)
Source: RefSeq, a predicted model, not a curated record